AUGGAAAAGAAGAAAAACAAUGAAUUCGCUUCUGCCGCCAGAGACAUGAUCUUCUCUGGCGGCGUCUUCGAAAACCUGGAGAACGACGAUUCUGACGGCGCCAUCGACGACGGAGACGCAGAUGAGGACAUGGUCAAUUCGAAAAGGAACUUCUGUCAAAUGAGAAUCCAGAAGAGAAACUCAGAAGCUGGCCUUCUGAAGAAGGUCAUUCCUUUUCAUUGGGCUCCUAUGCUCUCGCCCCUGACCGAGAAUGAUAUCGACACAUGCAUCGAAUAUCGUAUUCGGAAAUCUGGAGUUUGCUACGGUCUGUUCAAUACCGUGAGGCCAAGCGAUGUUAAGAAGAUCUCGCUCACAACCAUGCAACACAGUCGGCCUGUCGAGUCAGGACGAUGUGAUGGAGCCAAACAUGUCAUGUUUGCGCACGUCCUUGCUACACUUGGAACCCACCCAGUCGUAACUGAUGCCGAUAUGGCCAUGCCCGAGAACUGGAGGGACUCGAAAGCAAGCAAAGGCUCACCUCUAGGCCAUCAAUCGUCGGGAAGGACAAUCUGUCUCCAUUCCUUCAUCGUGUGCCCAGAGGUCCAGGGAGUUGGCAUUGGGAAAACAGUGAUGAAGUCAUAUCUCGAGCUUAUGAAUGCAUCCGGAAUGGCUGAUCGAGUUGCCAUAAUUUGCCAACCGUACGCAAUUCAGUUCUACAAGUGCUUCGGUUUCAAAGACCUUGGCCCAAGCACAGAAGCCCUUGCUGAUCAAGGCUGGCAUGCUAUGGUGCUUGAACUUCGUGGUCCUAAGAGAAAGACCAAGGAGGAACCUACACGGAGGAAUAAGGAAGUGGAUUCUCCAACCUCCAAGGCGAAGAAAUCACCGUCAUAG
Messenger RNA from Fusarium musae, 870 nucleotides. RefSeq lists its product as uncharacterized. The record is from RefSeq and is a predicted model, not a curated record. Lineage: Eukaryota; Fungi; Ascomycota; Sordariomycetes; Hypocreales; Nectriaceae. Gene Ontology annotation, molecular function: aralkylamine N-acetyltransferase activity. The transcript has 4 exons. Gene Ontology annotation, cellular component: cytoplasm. Bases 1 to 870 code for a protein of 289 amino acids.